Molecule: messenger RNA, 1401 nt
Organism: Hirsutella rhossiliensis
Lineage: Eukaryota; Fungi; Ascomycota; Sordariomycetes; Hypocreales; Ophiocordycipitaceae
Product: secretory lipase domain-containing protein
Exons: 2
Coding region: 1-1401 (466 amino acids)
Biological process (GO): lipid catabolic process
Molecular function (GO): triacylglycerol lipase activity
Source: RefSeq, a predicted model, not a curated record
AUGCGGGCCCAAUUCGCCCUCUGUGCACUCGCCACCGGCGCCGGCGCCGCCUCGGCGGCUUGGCAGGCGAACGUGACGGCCGACGAGGCCAAGGAAGCCUCGUGCGGCGACAAGUGCCUGGAGGCGGUUCGCCGGGGGAGCGCCGAGGCCCUCAUGUUCAUUGGCACCAACUUCGACUCCGACUUUUACGCCACGGCAAGCAACAUGACGGGCAGCCGACCCGGCGACGUGCUCAAGCUGCAGCCCGUCAACCCGGACCAGCGCCAGGGCAUCAAGGCCGGGACAAGCAUCUGGCGGUUCCAGUACACGACCGUGGAUCUCGACGGGACGCUGGUGCCGGCGACGGGCUUCGUUGCGUUUCCCUACGGGGCGCCGCCGGCCGGGGGCAAGUUCCGGCUGGUGGCGUACGCGCACGGGACCAUCGGCAUCUUCCCCAGAUGCGUGCCGUCGACGGUACCAAAUCUAUUCGACUAUGACACCUGGCAGCCGCUGGUGAGCCGGGGCUACGCCGUCGUGGCCACAGAUUACGCCGGGCUGGGCAACAACGCGACGCAGCACAAGUACUGCAGCUUCAACGCGCACGCGGCCGACGUCUACUACUCGGUCGUGGCGGCGCGGCGGCUCUUUGGCCACGUCCUGACGCGCAAAUGGAUGGCGGCCGGCCACUCGCAGGGCGGCGGCGCGGCGUGGAAGCUGGCCGAGAGCGGCCUCGUGGCCAACGACGCGGCAUACCUCGGCACCGUCGCCCUCGCGCCCGCGACAUACGCCGUCGACAUGGUGCUGCGCGGCCUGGACGAAGGCGCCGAGCACUCGGCCUUCCUGCCCUACCUGCCCCUGGCCGUGCACCGGGCCAACGCCAGCUACCACGAGACGCUGCUGUCGGACACGAUGCGGCGCCGCGUGCGCCUGGCCGAAACGGCGCAGCUGUGCAACAGCGCCGUGUUGGCCCUCACGGACGACCUCAAGGGCCAGCGCGACCAGCUCGUCUCGUUGCCGGGCAUCGAGCGCGACAUGGACACCCUGCUCCGGUGGCAGGACGCCGAGGCGCCGGGCCAGGGCUCCCGCUCGCCCGCGCCCGUCCUGGUGUUGCAGGGGCUCAACGACACGACGGUCCUGGCGCCGAUUACGAUGCGCGCCGUCGAGAGCAGCUGCGGCAAGGGCGGCAACGAGGUCCACCUGAGCCUCUACCCGGGGCUCGAGCACACGCCCGUGGUGCAGGCCGGCGCCCCGGAGUGGCUCGGCUGGAUCGACGCCCGCUUCGCCGCCGCCGCCGCCGCCGCCGACAAAAACGGGGCGCUGCCCACCGGAAAGGGGGGCAAGGGGGGCAAGGGGCAGAAGUGCUCGUGGCGCACGAGGGAGGCCUUUCACAUGGGGCACGUUUCUCUGCCGCCGGGGGAUUAG